Oppia nitens is the source of this 1116-nucleotide messenger RNA. RefSeq lists its product as uncharacterized. The transcript has a single exon. The record is from RefSeq and is a predicted model, not a curated record. Bases 1 to 1116 code for a protein of 371 amino acids. Lineage: Eukaryota; Metazoa; Arthropoda; Arachnida; Sarcoptiformes; Oppiidae.
AUGUCACCUACAGAUGUCAUAGAUAAAGAAGUCAAUCGCAAAACUGAUAGUGUAAGUGAUAUACACGUUAAUGAAGAGACCGGUGUUGAGAGGAAAUCAUCAAAAAUUGAUGACAAAAGCAAUGAACAACAGAAAGAUAUUAAAGUACAGAAAGAGGGGUCUAAGGGUAGGAAAGAGAAAUCGAAGGAUAGGGAGAGGAAAGUGCGAGUUAUAGAGGAUACGGAGAGAAAAGAGAGGUCAAAGGUUAUCGAAAUAAAGGAAAACUUUGAGAACAAGGAGAGGAAAGAGAACUCUAAGGGUAGGGAAAGAGACGUUAAACCUAAAGAAAUAAAGGAAAAAAAGUCAAAACAUGGGGAACAGGAAGAGAAGAAAUCAAAAAAUAAGGAAACGGAAGACAAAGAGUCAAAACAUGUUUCUAAAGAGUCGAAAGAAAGCUCACAAUCGAGACAUAAAUAUGAAGAAAGAGAAUCUAAGGACAGGGAUCAUAAAAAAUCUUUAAAGACGGAUAUGGAGUGCACUAAAGGUCAAGAAAAAUCAACAAAAAAGGAUAAGAAGUCUAAGGAUAGGUCAGAGUCGAGGGAUAAGAGGCAGCGGGACAACUGUGUCACAGACAUGGUUGUCAACAGUGAUAAACAUAGAGAUAAAAAACAUGAGAAACAGAGUGAUGGCAAACAACACAAACAUAAAGAAGAUGUCAGUGGUAUUAGACACAAGAAGUUGGCGAAACAAAAACGAAGUCAAGAAGAAGUGUUUGAUGAGAUGAUUCAAAUUGAAAUCAAUGAAAACGUAGUCAAUAUCCGUAGGGAAAGCCUUACAAACACUAAUAAACAUAAUAAUAAUAAUAACAUAUUACCAAAUGAACCAAUUGAUGAACAAAUUAUAGACAUUGAAAAUUUUGACAAACAAUCGGUGGCCACCACCACAACCAGUGGCACCAGUACUACAACAAACACUCAUCGUAUGAGUCGUGAAGAGAAAACCAAAAAAUUAGUUGAUAUUCAGCGGAGUAAGAGUCGUGACUCAACUCGCAGUGCGGAUAUCAAGAUUGAAAUCGAGGACGAGUUCGGCAAUCUGUCCACCGAUACUGAGUUUCCCGAUAAUAGUUUUGUCUCCUGA